Racocetra fulgida is the source of this 475-nucleotide messenger RNA. The record is from the annotation of a GenBank genome assembly. Lineage: Eukaryota; Fungi; Glomeromycota; Glomeromycetes; Diversisporales; Gigasporaceae.
CAAUAUUAAAAAGUUUAGAAAUAUUACAAAUGAUCUUGAAAACAAAAUCGAUAAUUGUCCUAAUAAAGAAUAUUAUCAAAAUCUUCAACCUUAUAUUAAUAAAUUAUGCUCUAAUUGUUAUAUGACAAUUAUAGAUUCUUAUAAUAGAAGAAUAUCUACAAUCAACAGAAUUGGUAAAUCAACUAAUUUAAUAAAAACUAAUAAAUUAGAUGAUUUAAUUGAAAUUAAUGAACCAAAUUUAAUGGAAGUAGAUAAUUUGAUAGAAAUUAAUAAUAAUUUAGUAAAUUUAAUAGAAUUAAUCGAGACUCAAAAAAAGAAAUUAAUUAAAGAUAAUAUAACUGAAAUUAAUCAACAAUUUAUAGAUAUUAAAGUUAAUAUAACUAAUGAUAUAGUCUCAAUAGAUAAAGAAAAUUUUGAUCAAUUAAUUAAUUUAAUUAUUCAAAAAGAUUUAAAAAUAGAAACUUUAACUAAUUAA